This is a messenger RNA of Aspergillus fischeri NRRL 181, 1725 nucleotides long. RefSeq lists its product as uncharacterized. The record is from RefSeq and is a predicted model, not a curated record. NCBI's taxonomy places the organism in Eukaryota, Fungi, Ascomycota, Eurotiomycetes, Eurotiales, Aspergillaceae. The transcript has 5 exons. Bases 1 to 1725 code for a protein of 574 amino acids. Gene Ontology annotation, cellular component: mitochondrion.
AUGUCUAAUUUUGUCACUUUGACCCCAAUCCUUCGCGUAGCUGGUCAUUUUAACCGGACACCACUACUCAUCACUUGUCGUCUCGCUCACUCACCCUCUAGUCCUCCCUUCAGUCCCGUUCAGACCAUAUCCGAACAUUCAGAUUUACAAUACGAAGAAUUUUUCCGUUACUCGAGCGGAAGAUGGCUGUGGGACGAGGAUAUCCAGCUCCGCAAUCGAUACAAACGGUUUAAUGUGUCCGAACUCAAGGCUGCUGCUACCAGAAGCGUCGGUGCGAAGGCCUGCGUAUCUAUGACGAAAAUCGCAGAGGGCGGAUUCAACAAGGUCUUCCGACUUGUGAUGGAUAAUAAUUCAACAGUGAUUGCACGUAUACCAUAUCCUAACGUAGGACGUUCCUGCAAGACCACUGCGUCGGAAGUUGCGACCAUGGACUUUGCUCGGACUAUCCUUGGGAUUCCUGUCCCAGAAGUCUUAGCUUGGAGUGGAAAAGCAGAGAACCCUGUGGGAUCGGAAUAUAUUCUUAUGGAGGAAGCGACUGGGAGGCAACUUGGCGAGAUUUGGGAUGAUCUGAAGCUUGCUGAUAAGUUGAAGAUUGUGGAGGACAUCGUUGCUAUUGAAAAGAAGUUCCUAUCUCUAUCGUUUACACGUUAUGGAAGCCUCUACUUCGUAAACGAUGCGUUUCCGGGUUGCGAAAAGGCUGAAAUUGCGAGUGAUGCACCACAGUCACAGAGGGAGGAAAUCGAGAGCCAGUUUGUGAUAGGACCAGUGCCCAAUAACGACUUCUGGGACAAAGGACGGGCAUCUUUGGAAAUUGAUCGCGGCCCUUGGAAGUGCCCCGAAGAUUAUCUCAAGGCAAUAGCUCGGCGAGAGAUUGCUUGGAUUAGUCGUUAUGCGACUGCAAUGACCCCAAAGCCACGAUAUGACAUGUUUAUGGUAGCAGAGUGCUACUCGCAAAACUCCGCUGAUGCCCAUAUCGAGCUUUACAACAAGUUCCUGGAUGUUUCCGACUAUCUUUUGCCGAAUAAUAAAGAGCUGAACAGGUCUACUAUUUGGCACUGGGAUAUCCAUGCUCCGAACUUGUUUGUUGAGGGGAACAAGGUUACUGGACUUAUAGACUGGCAGGAUAACUGGGCUGGCCCUCUCUUCCUCCAAGCUCGACGUCCGAAAUUAGUAGCCUACAAUGGAGAUAUCAUGCUGGAAUUGCCAGAGUACUACAAGGAUAUUGAGGAUGAAGACGAGAGAGCUCGGAUUCGAGCUCAAGUGGAAAAAUCUAUUGUACUCUGGGCAUAUGAAUCCAACACAAAGAGGACAAAUUCAGUCCUCCACGAGAUCUUUGACUUGCCUCACGGGCGUACAAGGAAAGAGACAGUAGUAUUUUCUACAAACACAUGGGAUGACGAUAUCAUACCCUUCAGGCAGUGCCUCAUCCGUGUUGCGCGCCAUUGGGAUGAGAUGAACAAUGAGGUUGCUUGUCCGAUCAACUUCACAGACGAGGAACUGAAAAUACACUAUCGAGAGGGCGAAGGUUGGAAUGAGCAAGCGGACUUCUGGGACGCACUGCGAGGGUUUGUGGAGCGCGAUGGUUGGACUUCGAAUGAGGAUUACGAACGUGCACUUGAAACCUUCGCUGAACUUAGAGAGCUUGGAUUACGGGAUCUAACAGGAGAUGAGCGAUUGCAUUUUGAAAAGCAAACGCGCUGGGCUGCGAGAAAUGCCUCAGAAUAG